AUGUUCUUGGCUAAAAUUGUGUUUGCCGCGGCCAUUUGCACUGUAUUAACAAAUUUUAGUUUUGUGGCCGGCCAAAAUGAGGACGGCGACAUGAAUGAACCAGAAAAGAAAAAGGAGCCGCCACUAGACAACCACACAUUCGUGGCCUUGAUUGACGUCGUGUUUUCUGAUGGCAAGAAAAAAACAUGUACUGGCACCAUCAUACAUGAUAAUGUAGUAAUAACUGCUGCACAUUGCUUUGUCGGCCACACCAAAGACGCAGAGGCCGAACUAACCGCCUCAUUCGUGGUCAUCGGUACCAAGAAAAUGUAUGAAACGGGUUACGAGAACUAUCUGCCCAUAGAAAGAGUUAUCACACAUCCUAAAUACAGAGGCUGGACAGCUGAUCUCGCUUUGGUCUUCACUUUUGCGGGAAUGACGUCAGACAAACCGGGCAAUGUUAUGCCUUUGAUGGGAGAGAGUGCGUUGACCCCUGUGGAUUCUAAUGUCACCGUUCUCAGUUGGGGGCAUUGCAAGAAUGAUAUGCUAACCGAGUUAUCCACGCGUGGAAGCAAGCAGUUUGCAAGAAAACGACAAUGUGAUUCGAAUGAAGAUAAUGAAUCUUGCGAACCGCGCCCCUCUACUGGCGGUCCAUUGCGUGUGGCGUACAGCUCCGAAAACCAAGAGCAAAGCAAUGAGCGGGAUAAAUCAGAUUCUUUGAAUUCUUCUAAUCAGAAGAAUUCAAGGAUGCAGGAUUCUACCGAACGGUAUCCAAAUAUCUUGAGACUGGAUGCUCAAGGCGGGCAACCUGAUGCGAGCAGCGUACGACCAACGCGUCGCACUACCAGGAGCCGUCGAACAACGAGCCAACAGCCGACGUUCCACCCAAGCAGGAACGACGCCACUAAGAAUCGAUAUACUACGACGUCUCCAAUAAAAAGGAAGAGGAGAAUGAGAAAGUCUUCACAGGCGCUAAGACACCGAUACAAGAAAGCUUCUAGGAAUGCAAGCUACAUCGAUCCAAACCUUCUGAAUGUUGCUACGAAUGAGGAACCAAUAUGGACGGUACGAAAACCAAGAUCGUUUUCCAAAGAGGAAGAUUUAGAAGCAGAACUAACUACAGAAACCGACCAAACCACAAAAGAACAAAAUAAAAAAGACGAAAAUGAUAUACAAAAACAUUACCAGGGAUGGCGGAGAUCAGCCGGCAGCGUGGAAAAUAAACUGACAACAGAAAUCUUCGGAUUCGUCAAUGUGCAAACUUGCAAGAAAUUAGUGGAUAAGGCGAUGCCUAAGCUUUAUUCAAUUAAUACGAAUGAAGUCGUCUGUUACGCAGCUGAAGAACAUUAUAUUAGCUCGGAGGAUUCUGGCGCGCCGGCUAUUCGUCAAGGACAUCUUGUGGCAGUGACGCUGGGUGGGGUGGAGUGUGACGGCGACCACGUGGCCAUCGGUAUCAAGAUGAGCUGCUUCUGCACGUGGAUCGCUGAGAACUUACCGAGCGGUGGGGAAAAUUUGAGAUGCUGUAAAAACUGCUGCGGCGAACACAAAGAGCAACAGAGAUAUAACAGACAAAGACAAACUAAUCAUUAUCUACAAAAUGUGAGAGUUGAUUCAACAUAAUUGUUACUAUAGUAAUAUAAAAUUUUAAAAAAUCUA
Messenger RNA from Helicoverpa zea (corn earworm), 1635 nucleotides. RefSeq lists its product as uncharacterized. The transcript is spliced from 15 exons. NCBI's taxonomy places the organism in Eukaryota, Metazoa, Arthropoda, Insecta, Lepidoptera, Noctuidae. Gene Ontology annotation, molecular function: serine-type endopeptidase activity. Gene Ontology annotation, biological process: proteolysis. Bases 1 to 1599 code for a protein of 532 amino acids. The record is from RefSeq and is a predicted model, not a curated record.